Messenger RNA from Coregonus sp. 'balchen', 4242 nucleotides. The record is from the annotation of a GenBank genome assembly. Lineage: Eukaryota; Metazoa; Chordata; Actinopteri; Salmoniformes; Salmonidae.
CACUGAAGAAGAUAACUGUCACGCCCUCACAAACAUCAUGGCGGCCCCCAUGGUAGUCGGUCGAAAUAUUCGCACCUUCGCAAGGAUAUUCGUAGGAGUCUCACAAUCGGUACAGUAUUUACUAUUCUUAAUAUUAAGUAUAUUUGCGUUCUCGUUAUUAAUGGGUUAUCCACAUGUAUUAUCUAAUACACGAAGCUUCUCGCACAGAUUCUGCCUGUGCGUGUGAACUUAGUUAGCCAUUCAGCUCUGCUCUCUAGGGCGUUACUAACAACCUGGACCAGAGCUAGCCCAUAGUUAGCUAUCUUGAUCAUGUUUUGUUAAUUCAAAGUUUUAGCUAAUAACAAUUUGACCCGUUUUUACAGCGACCAAUAGGAUUGAACGCUUGCAGAUAUCAUGGGAGAUCUACAUUAUUUCGGUAUGUACCUAGCUAACUAACUAGCGGACUAAACUGAACUCCAUGAUACAUUUUUGAAGUAUUGACAAUUCUUUGCUGAAAUCCAUACUUUUUCAAUAAACGUUAAUCAAAUGCAACCACCAACUGCUCGUUUCUAUUUCUCGAAGGUGGCAACUCCGCGCGAAUGCGAAAUUUGAUUGGUCGACACACCGUCUGCGAUUUGAUUGGUCAAUUAGUAUUUGGAGACCUACCCUACGUAAUCGGAGAUGUGCACAUUCGCGCUGACUUGCUUGCCAUCUUCGAGAAACAGAAACGAGCAAAUAGUCGGUGGUUGUAAUUGAUUAACGUUUAUUGAAAAAUUAGGGAUUUCAGCAAACAGAAAGGCACGCAACUACAGAGACAAACAUAGGUAAUAGGUAAGCGUUUCAUUAUUUACAUUUUCGGGAAGUAUUGACUUUGGUUGGGCGAAUCGAUGUAGUCGGAACUGAAUUCCACAAAGUCUGGUCUCUACUGAACUCCGAUGGCGGAGUUCAUCAGAAACUUUCUUCACCAUGGAGUUGAGUUUAGUCAGCUACUAGCUAUAGUCUUCAAGUGUAAAAUCCAUAUAGUGAACGUUUGCUACUUGUCAAUCAUGUAGCUAACUAAUCCAACUCCAGUUUCACCUUCUCCAUUCUCCUACAACAGCCCUCUCCAGUUGACUGCAGCCUGCCUCCACACUGGAACCUUCUCUUCCUCUCUUCCCUCAUCUGUGAGUCAUCCUGUUUUGUUUUCGACACUCCCAGCACAAUGGCAAUAGCCUUGAUGCCCCCAGCACUCGUGUGCCAAUAGCCUUGAUGCCCCCAGCACUCGUGUGCCAAUAGCCUUGACGGUGUUUCUCUGUGUGGUUUCGGCUCAACUCCUUCAACACCCUGUCUACAUCACCUUGAUGCACUGUUAGUCUAUAACUUUUAAUUGUCAGAUCACAUGGCCAAGAAAAAGUCAGUACCCUACAUAGAGCAUGGAUGACAGACACUAUUCUGCUGAACUUUAUCUAGUAAAUGACACAUUUCUCUUUUCCUUCCAGGUGAUUGUCACAGAGGAGCCAGACACGCUGUACCAGAAGGUGUCUGUGCUGGUUAAGGGCCAUGACAAAGCAGUCCUGGACAGCUAUGAGUUCUUCGCCAUCCUGGCUGCCAAAGAGCUGGGAGUCACUCUGGGCAAAGUGUGAGUUGACAGAGAGAGGUGUUACACUGUCACAUCAGUUGUAUUAUGUUCCCAUCUCUGUUGAGUUGUCCUUUGACUAAAUGAGAUACUAAAUUAGCACAGAGCAUAACUUUUAUAUUUAGGUAGCAGUGCCAAUCUGCUUUGAUGAUAAUGCUCAAUAUUUUUGUUUUCUUACUGUGGGAACAAUACUUGUUCAAAAGGCUGUCUGUUUAUUUUCCUUUUGCACUAGAUUUGAGCCUCCAAAGAACAUUGAGCGGCUGACACUUCUGAAAUCUGUCCACAUCUUCAAGAAACACAGGGUCCAGUACGAAAUGAGGACGCACUACCGCUGCAUAGAGGUGAGGCCAACAGUUUUCUUCCACCCUUAAGUUCCUACAAAUGCCUCUGCCCUAAUCUUUUUCAGAACUAGAACAUUCCAUUGGGGAUUGUUUCCACUCCUAUUGAUUCUGUUAGAACUCCUGAAGAGUCAAUAGAUUUAUAGGGUUUUGGGUUUAUUUCAAGAUGAGAUGGGUGGCUAUAGGGAAGGUUCAAUGGACUGAUACAGGGGGUCGGUGUUAUGUUUACAUCUUCUUUUCAUCUCUCUCCCUUAGCUCUCUCGUGUGACUGGAUCCACUGCACAGGUGUACCUGGAAUACAUACAGAGGAAUCUGCCUGAGGGUGUGGCCAUGGAGGUGACCAAGGUAAGAUUGAGAAGAUGUUACAGGUUCUAGAUAGGUUUCCUUUUUAAAAAUGUAUUUUACAUUUGUGUCCCCUUUUUUUUUCAUACCAAAUACAAACGCACACAAACAACGACUACAUCUCUUCUGCCCAGACACACAUGCUCACACCCCAUCCCUAGUGCCUGCAUUAUUGUUUGCCACAUGGCCUUCACCCAUGCUAUUUCAUUAUUUUGAUAAUAAAUCAUUAGAUGUUUCCAUUGUGUUAAUGAUGGCGGAUUGAUUGAUUUCCACGUUUUUAAAUAAAUGUUUUUUCAAGAUGAGUCUUCCAGCCCAUUGGGUAUCUCACUACACCCCCAUAUGCCAUGUCUUGAAAUAUGCAGGGUCCGGAUAGGUUCCAUUGUACAGCCAGGUCAACCACAAUGUCAACCGUCCACAAUCUUCAUUUUUUUUUAAUGCAUUGGUAUGCCGUCUUAUGUCAACAGGAAUAAGAUCAGUCAUAUGCCUUAAUCUGUUUUGGGUAUAAUAAAGGAUUUAGCAUUCUUAUACACACACUCAUAUUUGAAAGUACACCGACUCCACUUCUGGUUGUAAUAUUUCUGUCUAUCUCUUUAGACCUCCAUGGAGAAGGUUCCAGAGCAUAUCCUGGAACCUAUGUGGAACGACCCGCCCACAGAAGAGAAGCCCAGCCAAUAAGAGCAGAGUCACAUACAUAAGCUGCUUACCUGCUGGCUGUUCCCAGCACCCAAUCAAGAAGACAGAACCUCCAGCCCUGAGAGACUGGUCCAGAGAAUAUGCUUGUUGACAAGGGUCAGCCAGAGCAAGGCGCUGCGUAGAUGAUCUGAUCAACUUCUGAACAAAUAGGUAUUAAUUUAACUGAUCCUUAUCAUUGAAUCAUUGGCAAGCGAACUGUGCGGCCCCUAGCUCAGGCCAACCCUCAUGAACAAGCAGUGACUCAGUAUCUGUGGAUCAGGACAUCCUCCACAAAAUCAAGAACUGAAACAGACUAUUUCAGUCCAGAGAGAUGGUCAGUAGUCAUCUGCUCUCUGAGUUCAGCUUAUGCUGCUCAUUUUAGUUGGCUUUCUUUUUCUUGUAAUGUCCACAUUUCUGUACUCCAACAGACUACAGGAUAUGUGUUAUGUAUGUUUUGUUAUUAAACUAUUAAUUAUCAUAAGUCUUUAUCGUUCUUUGUUUCUAGGGCUUUGUUUUAUGAUAUGUUUUCUGUUUUCAUGUGCAAGUCAGUCAGAUUCAUAACUGUUGUUUUCACAACAUAAAUUAAGAUAUUUUGAGAGUUAUUUGCCAGAUAAAGAGGGAUUAUGUUGGAUGUAACAUAUGCACCAUAGCAGACUGAUGUUCUUGAUGGGUAUUGAUUUGGUUUGCAUUGUGUGAAUCUGUAAGCAGUAUAGAAGGCCAACACAGGACAUUGAAGGUGUUUAUUGAAGGACAGCAAUACACAACUCAAAAGGCAAAACUGGAAAUGAUUGCACUGAAUUAGAUAAAAAUUUUUUUACAUACUCAUCACAAUGUCUACUGGCUACUGACAGUGCGAAUUUCAGAUCCUUUCCUUAUUCUGACCAAAUGAAAGGCCAGUGCUUCUUCAUGUUAUAUAAGCAGUUGUCCAAGUAAAAUUCCCUUCAAUUAAUCAACAUGGUCACUUCCUCUGGCUGCUCUACAUUAAAACCUCUGAUCCGGCCCCUCCCCUUCUCUCCCCCUGGAUCCAGAUGAGUCAUACGUAUGAUGACAACGCUCAGCCAUUAAUCAUAUUAAGCCCUGUGUGAGUCAUCUCAUCCUUGGGUGGAGAUGAGUGAGGAAGCUUUGAUCGCUUUAAAAUCUUUGCUGCAGUUGACUCAGGCAAUGUUAAAAGGUCAUUUCUGCUAUCCUUAUAUGUCAAAUAUGUAUAUUUCAUAUUUCGGUGCAGUAUUGAUAAUUUGUAUUGACAAGUAGGCUAUGGACUGGUGGUAAACUAUUAAAGGCCCAGUGCAGUCAAAA